AUGCCUUCUUACAACGGCAAGUGCCACUGCGGCCACCAUCAAUGGGAAGUGGAGCUCACUGCAGACCAAUCCAAGCACAUCCUAUGCCACUGCAACACUUGCAAGAUUCUCAGCGGAGGUGCCUACACGAUGAACCAAAUCAUCCCCAAGUCACAGCUCAAACUCACCAGCGGCGGCGAGCCAUCCAAGUACAUCUACUACGGAGACAGUGGCAAGGCGGUCAACUGCUACUUCUGUCCAAAGUGUACCACGCACAUUUACCACCACCAGGAAGUCAUGGGUCCGGAUACCAUUGUUGUUCGCACUGGUCUGCUUCAGGAGGGUCGUGAGAAGUUUCCUGUCGCUGCUGAGAUCUAUGGCAAGGCUAAGAUGAGUUGGGAGCCGAAGAUUGCGGAGACGUUUGAUACGCUUCCUCCUUCUUAG
This is a messenger RNA of Ramularia collo-cygni, 423 nucleotides long. Its product is annotated as related to DUF636 domain protein. The coding region runs from base 1 to 423 and encodes 140 amino acids. The record is from RefSeq and is a predicted model, not a curated record. Gene Ontology annotation, molecular function: carbon-sulfur lyase activity. The transcript has 2 exons. Lineage: Eukaryota; Fungi; Ascomycota; Dothideomycetes; Mycosphaerellales; Mycosphaerellaceae.